Pseudophryne corroboree (corroboree frog) is the source of this 2235-nucleotide messenger RNA. RefSeq names its product programmed cell death 4 (gene PDCD4). The record is from RefSeq and is a predicted model, not a curated record. Gene Ontology annotation, cellular component: cytosol; nucleus. Bases 206 to 1579 code for a protein of 457 amino acids. Lineage: Eukaryota; Metazoa; Chordata; Amphibia; Anura; Myobatrachidae. The transcript is spliced from 13 exons. Gene Ontology annotation, biological process: negative regulation of DNA-templated transcription.
CCACGACUCGCUAUUAGCCAGCGUCUCUUCACGCCUCCAUUUGCCAGCCAAUCCGCGCAGGCCCCGCCCCACCAUGUGAUGCUGUUACUGGGCAGACGCGCUGCUGAGGGAGGUUAGAAAAAAAACAGGAUCAAAACAAAAACAGAGUCGGAGAGAAACAGAUCCGGAGCAGGUCACGCUGUUAAUAUUGAAGUAAGAAGGAACUAUGGAAAUAGAGAUUCCAAGUGAAAUAAAUGCUAAUCUACUAGAUGCUGAUAACCAUAAUGACUCCCUCUUCUAUGGGGAUGAAGAGAACGGUGGAGCGGAGCAAAUUAGGAAUGAGGUGAAUGGAAACUGGCCCGCCUCUGCAAUCAAUCAGGCUAGAGUCGACGCCAAAGCCAAGAGACGCUUGCGCAAAACCUCCUCACGGGACUCGGGAAGAGGAGACUCUGUCGGUGAUAAUGGGGAAGGUGGUCGUGGGGUUCCCCCCACUAGCCCAAAGACGAAACUUAUGGACCGGAAAUCCAGGACUGGGAAAGGAAGGGGGUUGCCAAAGAAAGGCGGAGCUGGUGGUAAGGGAGUAUGGGGACCUCCUGGCCAAGUAUACGAUGUAGAAGAAGUUGAUAUCAAAGAUCCAAAUUAUGAUGAGGCUCAAGUCAACUGUGUUUACGAGACGACUGUCCUUCCACUGGAUGAUAAGGCAUUCCAAAAGUCUGUCACCCCUAUUGUGCAAGAGUAUUUUGAACACGGAGACACCAACGAAGUCGCGGAAAUGUUAAAGGAUUUAAACCUUGGGGAGAUGAAGUGUGGCCUGCCCAUGCUGGCAGUGUCUCUUGCACUGGAAGGGAAAGCCAGCCACCGUGAGAUGACGUCCAAGCUUCUCCAUGACCUGUGCGGGACUCUCCUGAGUGCAGAAGACGUGGAAAAGUCCUUUGACAAACUGCUGCAAGAGCUGCCUGAACUCGUCCUGGACACGCCCAGGGCACCGCAGUUGUUGGGCCAGUUUAUCGCCAGAGCAGUUGGAGAUGGGAUCCUAAACAAGACUUACAUAGAAAGCUAUAAAGGCACAGUGGAUUGUGAACAUGAACGGGAAGCCCUGAAUCGGGCGGCCGUUCUGCUCAGCAUGACCAGAGUUGGAAGGAGAAUUGAUAGCGUGUGGGGUUCCGGCGGCGGCCAGCAGCCUGUGAAGAAGCUGGUGAAAGAGAUCGAUAUGCUGCUGAAGGAGUACGUGCUCUCUGGGGAUGUGUCCGAAGCGGAGCGCUGUCUUCAGGAGCUGGAAGUUCCUCAUUUCCACCAUGAACUUGUAUAUGAAGCCGUACUGAUGGCGCUGGAAGCGACCAGGGAAAACACAUAUAAGAUGAUGCUGAACUUGUUGGAAUCGCUCUGGAAGUCAGCAGUUAUCACUUUAGAUCAAAUGAAAAGGGGCUAUGACAGAAUUUACCAAGAGAUUCCAGACAUUAAUUUGGAUGUCCCCCAUGCAUACUCUGUUCUGGAGCGGUUUGUGGAAGACUGUUUCAAACUUGGGGUCAUUUCCAAACAAAUUCGGGACCAAUGUCCUUCAAGGUUGCCUAUUGAAGAAAGCAAGCCUACUUUUCCUUAAUUGUGUAGUACAGAAGUGAGAGGAAGAAAACGGUUUGUAAGCGAAGGGGACGGUGGCCGGCUGAAAUUCGAAAGCCACUAAACACAACCAAGGAAAAGGAUUGACUUGCUGAGCACCAUUAAUGUUUUAUAAAUAUCGAUAUGAAUUCUUGUGUACAGAACCUUUCUAUAAUAGUUUUCUAAAUAAACCGUUUCCGAAGCAAUUGAUUGGGUUAGGUAGAGGUGAAGUGCCGUUUCCUUGAAAUCAUUCUCUGCUCUGUGUUCACAUGUAAACAGUCGCUCCCUGUGUGAGGUCUGUAUUGUGGUAACUCACUAUCAGAGCUGUUAUUAAUUGCAGGGAGUGUUGCUGUGACCCCUUGUUGGCUGCUGAUGUUCACACACAUUUACUUUGGGAGUGGAAAGCGAGAAGUGACUUGUUCUGGAUAAUUUAUCCAUUUGUGCCGGUUGUAGAAACUUUUUUUUUUUUUUUUUUUGAAGCCAAAAUGUUAAGUAACGGGUAACAUGGAAAAAAACGUUUUUCUUCCAACUUUUCAGAGGAGAAAAGGACCUAAAAGUAUGGUUUAUAUGGUGGCUGGAACAUCCUAUUUUUCUACACAACAAUUAACUAGAAAUUUAAGAUAAGUUCUAAAACUAAAUAAAUACGUUUAGUGAAGCAAA